AUGCUUACCGUAACCAAAUGUUGCCGCAUGUUCCUUGCUGCCAGCUUAGCUGCCUCCGUCUCUGCCUAUAAUGUUAUUGAAAACUGCAAACCUGGAUUUGUUGCCCUUACUUAUGAUGACGGCCCCAACGUCUACACAUCCGAUCUUAUCAAUUAUUUGAAUCAAAACAACGUUAAGGCUACCUUUUUUGUCAAUGGCGAUAAUUUUUUAGAUAUUGAAAGCAAUUAUGAAGCAAAAAAUGCUCUCAGAAGUGCUUAUGAGUCUGGUCAUCAAAUUGCCAGUCAUACCUGGUCGCACCAAGACUUAACAACCUUAUCCAAAACAAAAUUCGAUGAAGAAGUAUUCAAAUUAGAAAAUGCUAUUCAAGCAGUCAUUCAUGAAAAGCCUGCUUUUCUUCGACCGCCUUACGGUUCUAUAGAUUAUGAUACCGUCGAGAAACUUGAGUCUGAAAAUUACUCUGUAGUCCUCUGGUCAACAGACACCAAGGAUUAUGAUACACACGAUAUUGAAUCAGAAAUGGCUAAUAUUGAAGAAUCUGUAUCUUCUCUUGAUGAGGGUUAUAUUGUCCUCGCCCAUGAUGUUUUUGAACAAACAACUGGAGAGUUGACAAGAGAAAUGGUCCGAUAUUUCAAAGGAAGAGGCUUCAAGUUUGCAACCGUCGCUGAAUGCGUUGGCAAAUCUGCAUACAAGUAA
Molecule: messenger RNA, 693 nt
Organism: Mycotypha africana
Lineage: Eukaryota; Fungi; Mucoromycota; Mucoromycetes; Mucorales; Mycotyphaceae
Exons: 5
Coding region: 1-693 (230 amino acids)
Biological process (GO): carbohydrate metabolic process
Molecular function (GO): hydrolase activity, acting on carbon-nitrogen (but not peptide) bonds
Source: RefSeq, a predicted model, not a curated record